Molecule: messenger RNA, 2119 nt
Organism: Myotis lucifugus (little brown bat)
Lineage: Eukaryota; Metazoa; Chordata; Mammalia; Chiroptera; Vespertilionidae
Gene: GRAMD2A
Product: GRAM domain containing 2A
Biological process (GO): regulation of store-operated calcium entry
Cellular component (GO): organelle membrane contact site; extrinsic component of cytoplasmic side of plasma membrane; endoplasmic reticulum membrane
Molecular function (GO): phosphatidylinositol-4,5-bisphosphate binding
Source: RefSeq, a predicted model, not a curated record
ACCCUUUGGUGCAAGCAAGGGACAAUACUCCAACCAACUGAGCCACGGCCAGGGCUGCAGCUGGGGAAAUUAUAAUGGCUUGUUUGAAUCAGAUGAGAAGGCAGUGACCAGGGCCCUUUCCUCCUGUUCUGGUGGGUAAGCUGAGUGGAGUAGUCCUUGCCCUGCCCUCCCCUUAGGCCUUCAUGCAGUAGAGGCCCCUGUUGGGAGCUGUAGGACGAGACCUGGCUCCUGAGACAGCUUCUGCUCCAAAGUUCCCAGAACAGUUUCAAACCUGGGCUCUGUUAGUGCCCCUUCCAUCUUCCUAUGCCCGCCCUCCAUGGUACAGCUGGGUGAAGGAGGUGGGGGAGGUUUGGGAAUGGAACUGAAUCCACUGACCACUCCCAAGGACUAAGCUCUACCUGGUGGGGAUAGGAGGGAAGGGGCCUGCAGCCAAAAAAGUUGGGGGAACCUGAGUGUGAUCCCAUUCUCAAGGCCCAGUUCAUUGUCACCCGAUUAACACCACCAACCCCUACUCUUCAUUUCCUGGCCAUCUUCAGUCCUUCCCGGACUUACCCAAAAGUUUUUUGCCUGGGCCACAGUGAAGUUUCCAGCUCUGGGCAAGGUGCAUGGCAGCAUUUAGCUCCCAGUUUGACUUACUCCACCAUUGCCUCUAGUAUUCCCCACUCAGGCCCUCAAUGAUCGGGUGUGGAGAGAAAUGGAAAGCUACCCUGGAGUUCAGUGUUGGGAGGGUUUAUUUAGAGAGGGCUGGAAUUGGUUGCUGCAGAGCUCCGCGAAGAGACUCAGAAAGCUGAAGAGGAAGAACGUGGAGGGGCCCCAAGGCCCUUGCUGUGCAAGGCUGGAGGAGCAGACCCUGAGAGGGGCGUGGAGAUCUGUGCGGUGUUUGGGCCCCACCUUGAGUCUGGAGAGGGGGAAGGACCUGCCAAUGGGCAGGGCCCGUCCCGUGCGGGCAACCAAUGGGCAGGAGGAGGUGGGCCCUCCCGGCUGCGAGGACGAGGACCGGCUGGUGGCAGUCGGGCCGCUGGGUCUCCCGCGCUGGCCGGGAGGCGCAUCUAUGACUGCUCUGAGCAGGGGCGAGACAGUGGCGGCUGGCAGCAACCAACAGAUGCAUAGGAAGAUGACUUCUCUGAAGAGCCCCCUGUUCUGCACAGAGAAACUAGUCAGAGUUCAGACAACCCCGGACUCCAGUCUGCACUGGCCAGAAGGCUUGAAGGGUGAAGAGAUAAAGAAAUACAGUCGAGAAGGGACACUACUAAGUAAAUACAACCAGCAAUACCACAAGCUGUUCAAGGACAUCCCCUUGGAAGAGGUGGUUCUCAAAGUGUGCUCCUGUGCCCUCCAGAGGGACCUCCUUCUCCAGGGUCGGCUCUAUAUCUCCCCCAACUGGCUCUGCUUCCAUGCCAGCCUCUUUGGCAAGGAUAUCAAGGUGGUCAUUCCUGUGGUGUCUGUGCAAAUGGUCAAAAAACACAAGAUGGCACGGCUCCUUCCCAAUGGCCUGGCCAUCACCACCAACACUAGCCAGAAGUAUGUUUUUGUGUCACUGCUCUCCCGGGACAGUGUAUAUGACAUGCUGAGGAGGGUCUGCACUCACCUGCAGCCUUCCAGCAAGAAGAGUUUGAGUGUAAGAGAAUUUUCAGAAGAACCUGAGUGCGAGUCUCUGGAAGUCCUCACCCCUGAGAUGAAGUGGAGAAAAAUAUGCCCUGCCUCCAGGUCCCUGUCCCUCCCAGACAGCAUCCCUUGUAUCCCUCCAGCAUCCAUGGACUCCCCAGACAGCUUCUUCUCCUCCAGGAAACCUCCAGGGUCUGGUAAGUUCAGGGCCCGAGCAGCUUCAGAGAACAGCAGGAGGUUGGCAUGCCCCAUGCUGAGCUGGGGUCGCUGUCCCAGGAAGAUGACUAACUGCUCUCUUAUUGCAGAAAAUGCUGUCUGUGAGGAGGAGACACUGGAGGAGGAGCCCAGGACCAGCGAAGAGCUGAGGCUCUGGAAUUACCAGCUCCUCAAGGUCUUCUUCGUGCUGAUCUGCUUCUUGGUCAUGUCCUCAUCCUAUCUGGCAUUCCGCAUUUCCCGGCUGGAACAGCAGUUAUGCUCCCUGAAUUGGGAUGGCCCAGUCCCUGGGCACAGGUGA